Molecule: messenger RNA, 1074 nt
Organism: Notodromas monacha
Lineage: Eukaryota; Metazoa; Arthropoda; Ostracoda; Podocopida; Cyprididae
Source: the annotation of a GenBank genome assembly
AUGAUUGUGAUAUUCGGUUCCCUCAAAGGCCUGCUCAAGCUUGACGAAAUUUGCAUCGACAACAAUGUCUUCAGGUUGCAUUACAAAGCAACGACGAUAUUCCUGAUUGCCUGUUCGCUGUUGGUGACUAGCCGGCAGUAUAUUGGCGAUCCGAUCGAUUGUAUCGUCGACGAUGCCGUUCCUGCUAGUGUGAUGGAUACAUACUGUUGGAUUCACAGCACGUUCACAAUUCCGAAUCGUCUUGGCGAAAAGAUAGGCGUUGAUGUACCACAUGCAGGAGUCGGACCCGAUGCAGGAGAAGAAAAGAAGUAUCACAAAUAUUACCAGUGGGUGUGCUUCUUUCUUUUCUUCCAGGCGAUUCUCUUUUAUGUCCCGCGUUAUUUAUGGAAAAACUGGGAAGGAGGGAAAAUCAAAAUGCUCGUGAUGGAUUUGAACACUCCUAUUGUGGAGGAAGAGACGAAGAAUUCGCGCAAGAAGCUCCUCAUUGAUUAUUUUACUUGCAAUUUGAACACCCAAAACUUCUACGCGCUAAGAUUUUUUCUCUGUGAGCUCCUGAACUUCGCCAAUGUGAUUGGUCAAAUCUACUUCAUGGAUACCUUCCUCGGUGGCGAAUUCACAAGUUAUGGGUGGGAUGUUCUCAGGUUUCAAGGUCGGGAGCCGGAAGAGCGGACUGACCCAAUGUCACGAGUUUUUCCGAAGGUGACUAAGUGUACAUUUCAUACGUAUGGUGUGUCAGGCACUAUCCAAAAGAUAGACGGCCUUUGUGUCCUUCCUCUAAACAUAGUGAACGAGAAGAUCAUGGUCUUCCUGUGGUUCUGGUUCAUCAUUGUGGCUGUUCUUUCUGGACUUGGGCUACUUUAUCGAAUCGCUGUUUUGUCUACCUCACGAGUGAGAUUGAUUUUCUUGCGUUCCCGGUCUCGGAUGUCUUACUCUGAGGAUAUUGAAAUGAUCAACUCCAAGUGCCAAAUUGGAGACUGGUUUGUGCUCCAGCAGUUAGGGAAGAACAUGGAUUCUUUGAUAUUCCGGGAGUUUAUUGAAGAACUGGCAAUGAAGAUGAAUGGGAAAGAGCCUUGA